Molecule: messenger RNA, 618 nt
Organism: Coniophora puteana RWD-64-598 SS2
Lineage: Eukaryota; Fungi; Basidiomycota; Agaricomycetes; Boletales; Coniophoraceae
Exons: 1
Source: RefSeq, a predicted model, not a curated record
CUCAAGUGGGUACCUCGCCGCUCGACUCGGGCUGCUCAGAAAACGCCCAAAGACGCCAAGGAACAAGGCUACGAAUUGUUCCUCCAUCUCGCCCGCUGGUUCCGUGAUUCCGGCGCGCGGUACCCCUCCCUGUUCAUCAACUUUGAUCAGACACAGGUCGUGAUGGCCGACAACGCCGCCUCCACCCUUGACAUUGAGGGAUCGAAACAGAUCGCCGUCGUAGGGAAGGAGGAAAAGCGUGCCUUCACGGCCGUUGUCGGUGUCUCAGCAUCGGGAGACGUUCUCCCCACCCAGUUCAUCUUCAAGGGUGCAACCGACCGCUCCCUCCCCUCCUUGUCAGCACCUUGCAGAGCCGAGGCUUCACGCCUCGGCUUCGACUACGCGUUAAACGACACCACGUACUGGUCCGACCACGAGUCGAUGGAGCGGUAUCUAGACCAGGUUGUGGUCCCGUACCUCACUCGCGAGAAGGAGCUGAACAGCUGCCAUGACGACCAGGAGUGCGCGGUCCUCCUCGACUGCUGGUCUGUCCACCGCAGCUUGGCCUUUCGCUCCCUCGUCCACCGUCGCUGGCCCUUCCUCCGUCUUUUCUUCGUUCCCGGAGGCUGCACGGGCCUC